Messenger RNA from Paramecium tetraurelia, 4953 nucleotides. RefSeq lists its product as uncharacterized. NCBI's taxonomy places the organism in Eukaryota, Ciliophora, Oligohymenophorea, Peniculida, Parameciidae. The transcript has a single exon. The record is from RefSeq and is a predicted model, not a curated record.
AUGAUUUUGUUCAUUGUAUUCUUAGAUUAUGCAAUGGGUAUUUGCGACAACACUUGUAAGAUAUGUGUGGCAAGCAAUUGUAAUUAAUGCCAACCGACCAGAUAUUUAGUAGAUGGACUGUGUUAAUGUUCAAGUUCAAACAAAGAGCUAACUAGAAUUGAAUCAAGCCAAUGCUAUGAAUGUAAUAGAAAUUGCAAGGAUUGUAAGUUUAAUGAAAGAAAUUAUUGCUUAAGCUGUUAUAGCGAGAAUCAUAGAGUUCUCAAAGAUGGAAAAUGCGUUUGCGAUGUGUCCUAUUAAGAAAUAAAACAGUCCUAAGAGUGUAUGCUUAGCGUAUAUGAUGUAGACUUAGCUACAGUGUUUGUAAAAUCUCGGUAAUAGGAUGGGCCUAUUAAAUAUAUGAGUAAUAUUCUACCUUUCUAAAAUACUCAAAUAACAAAUUUUGAUACCAAUAUCAUGAACACAGUAACCAUACAAUUUUAGGAUAAUAUAAAAACUCCCCUUAAGGUUGAAUAACACAAUUAGUAGUUUUUUGACUCUGAGGGUCGACACAUCAUUUAAAUUAAAGUAGACAACGUGCUGGUAAUUGGCACUCGGAUUGAGGAGAGUGUGAUAGUUGUAUUUGAUUUUGCCAAAUACAAUGAUAAAACAUACGAUAAAUAUAUGAGUAUUAAGACAUUUGGUAAUAAUAAAUAUACGGUUGAUGUUUAUUAAUAUAUAAGAUAAAAUACCUUAGUUAUAUUAAUGGGGAUCAAAAGAACCCUAUUAAACGUGUAAAAUCAGAAGGAUUUAGCAAUAUCCUUCAUUUUGACUUUUGAAAGCAAUAACUUCGUUGCCAUUAAUAUUAUAGAAACAUUGGUAGACUAUGCAAUUCGAUUAAUUGGGUUUUGCAAGGACCCACUUUGCUCAAUUUGUAGUUUCUACAACAAUAUUGAAACAUGUAAAGUGUGUAAACCACACACAGAAUGGGAUUCAACAACCAAAACUUGUGUUUGCAAGGGUGACCUCAGUACUGAAAAUCAAUGCUACUAUAAAGGCAAGAAUCAAAACGCUAUUGGUUGUACUGAGGAAGUUUGUCUAUUGUGUCAGCCUGAUAAUUCUACAUGCACCAGUAUUGUUGAAGUUUGCGAUGAUGGAUAUUAUGAAUCUAAUAAAAAGUGUUUCAAAUGUCCUCUGUCCUGUGCAACCUGUACGAGUGAUACUUAAUGCCAGAGUUGCAUUGGAAAUUACUACAAAGAUAACUUCACAUGUAAGGAAUGUAUUUCUCCAUGCAAAACAUGCUAAAGUGAAACUCAAUGUUCUAGUUGUUUGGAUGGUUACUUUCUGACCAAUUCUGAAUGUCGAUCAUGCACUUCCAUACCGGGCUGUAAAUUAUGUGAAAAUGCAAGCAAAUGUUUGGAAAGCCAGAAAGGAUAUUAUGUAAAUUCGAGUUACGGAUGUACAUAAUGUAAAAACUAAUGCAGUAGUUGUACUUCAGAGUCUUUUUGCACUGGAUGUAUUGAUGAAUUUUAUGAAUCAAUUGGAUAAUGCAAUAAAUGCAUCGGAAAUUGUUAGACUUGUCCAAAUUCAUCUCAAUGUCAUGUUUGCAACACAGGUUAUUUUGUUGAUAAAAUGAAUUGUAUAGCAUGUAAUUCUCAAUGCACAUCUUGCUCUGGAUCAGCGUCUGAAUGUUAUAGUUGUAAACCUGGGUUCUCCUUAAUUCAAAAUAAAUGCGUAUCAUGCUAAACACCUUGUUAUACUUGUGUGAAUACAACUAGUACAUGUUCAUCAUGUAUCAAUGAUUCCUAUUAUUUGGAUUCAAACACAUGUGUUUUAUGUGAAGCUCCAUGUAAGAAAUGCACUUCAAAGAAGCUUUGUCUGGAAUGUCAAGUAGGCUAUGUAUUAGAUAAUCUAACAGGAUUAUGUAAGAUAUGUGAAACAUCUUGUCCAUCAUGUUGUACUCAAUGUUAACAAAAACUAGUAUAGAAUGUCACCUGUUAAUAUUGUUAAGGUUCAUGUAAUUAAUGUACAAACACACAUACUUGUUAAUCAUGUUUAGAUGGAUACUUCAUGAAUGGAUCAAACUGUUCAUUAUGUUCCAGUAAUUGCUAAACAUGUAAAGAUAAUUAGUUUACUUGCAUGAGUUGUUAUUCAGGAUACUAUUUGUCUAGUGGAUAAUGUGCACAAUGUCGUUCAAAUUGUGCAGAAUGUGAAAGCUAAGAUAAAUGCACGAAAUGUAAAUCCACUUACGUUUUAAAUUACGAAUCGAAAUGCCAAUCAUAAAGUUGCAAAGUUGAAUAAUGUGUCACUUGUUACGAAUAGGACACAUGCGACAAAUGUGGUAUUAGUAAGUAUUUAAACAACAAUAAAUGCCAUCCAUGUUCAAAAACAUGCAAAUCUUGUGAAAAUGGUCGUGAUGAAUGCACAGACUGCUUCUUAGGCUUCUAUUUAACUCAGAAAUAAUGCUAGUAAUGCGAUUUAAAGUGUGCUACUUGCACAACUACAUCUUCAAAUUGCAUUGAAUGUGCAUUAGGUUACUUUAGGAAGGAUGGAGAUUGUUUAAAGUGCAGUAAUAAUUGUAAGACAUGUUAGAACUCUCCUGAAAUCUGCAUUAGUUGUUAAGAUAGUUCUUAUUUGUCCAAUAGUUAAUGUGUUAACUGUUCACUGAAUAUUGAAUAUUGUACUUAAUGCAGUAAUAGCACUACUUGUCUAAAAUGUUAAAGUGAAUACUACUUAUAAAACAAUUCAUGUUUAGUUUGUCCUUUUGGAUGCAGUCAAUGUAUUUCACAUGAAUAUUGUACUGAAUGUAAGAACAAUGCAUACAGUCCUUCUCCAAACAAAUGCGAAUAAUGUCCUAAAUAUUGUAAAGGCACUUGUAAAUUCAUUAAUUAGAAAAUUACAUGUCCUGAUGGAUGUGCAGAUGGUUACUUUUAUAAAGAUGGGCAAUGUCUCGAAUGUAAAUCUCCCUGUAGAACCUGCAGAGACUCCGAAACACAAUGUCUCAGUUGUAAAGAUGGCCAUUAUUACGAAAUUAGUUUUGGUAAUGUUGACAUCGUGAAUUGUUAUAAAUGCACAACAACAGAAAAUUGUAAAAGUUGUGAAAAUCCAGAUCAUUCAUGUAAAACGUGUGUAAAUGAAUACAUCUUUUAAUUAAUUCAGGCAACAUAGAUAUGCAUACUUUGUAAGGAUUGCACUUGUCCCAAAGGUCAAUACUAUGAUUGGGAGUAACUUAAAUGCUUAUGGUGCAAUCCUAAUUGUAAAAGUUGUGAUGAAUAGUCAGAUAUUUGUACUGAAUGUGCGGCCAAUCAAUACUUGGACAAACACAGACACAGAUGUUUUAAUUGUGUAUCACCGUGCAAAUAAUGUUCAGACUUUGAUAAAUGUCUGACUUGUAUUGAAGGUUAAGCCUCUCCAAAUGGUAUUUGUCAAACUUGUCAACUCGAUAAUUGCAUAAAGUGUUUGAAUAAUUAAUGUUCUCAAUGUUAAGCAGGAUACUUCAUCAAUUAAAAUCAAUUGUGUGAACCUUGUUCCACCAAUUGUCUAGAAUGCAAUUCAAAAGACUCUUGUCAAAAAUGCGUAUCAACUACAUAAGUGUAUUUAUCCUCAGGCAUUUGUAAAUCAUGCAAUCAACCCUGUUAAGCAUGUAAUCAAUCUGGGUGCUAAUCAUGUCCUUUAGGUACCUAUAUUGAAAAUCAUGAUUGCAAGCGUUGUUAAGACAAUUGCAAUAUGUGCUCCUCAUCAAGUGAUUGUCAAUCCUGCAACGUUUCUUAUUACUUUGAUGGCAUAACUUGUAAUUCUUGUUCUACCAAAUGGGAAAAUUGUUAGUAGUGCACAGACUCUUAAUGCAAUAUAUGUUAAGACAAAUAUUAUUUGGAUCAAAAUGGUAAUUGUUAGCUAUGUUAAAACUAAUAUUGUUAAUUCAAUUGCAAUUUUGAGACUUGUUAGACUUGUGGCGAAGGUUGUAUUAGAUGUAAUCUUGAAUAAGCCUGUGUCCAAUGUUUAGCUAAUUACUAUCUCAAUUAAGGGAAAUGCAUAGCAUGUAACUAAAAUUGUUUGAGAUGCAAUUAUUAGGAAUGUUUGUAAUGUAAAUCAGGGUAUUAUCAAGAGGGCAUUAACUGUUUAUAAUGCAAACCUAAUUGCUAAACUUGCGAUAAAGAAUUUUGUUAUUAGUGUCCAGAUAAAUAUUACAUUGAUAAAUAAGAAUGUAAGUAAUGUCAACCCAAUUGCUCUCUUUGCACUUCUGAUUAAUGUGAAUCCUGUAUUGAUGACACCUUUUAUCUAAAUUAAAACCAAUGCUCGAAGUGUUAAUCCCCAUGCUUAACCUGCAGGAGUAAAGAUCAAUGCACUAAAUGCUAACCUACUCGCUUUUACCUUGACAACUUCGAAUGCAAAUAGUGUAAAUAGGGAUGUCAAACAUGCACAAAGGACUCAUGCACCUAAUGCGAUUAGUAUGGAUAUUAUUUAGAUAAUGGAGAGUGUUUCAAGUGUCAAUAAAAGCAUUGUUUAAUAUGUUAGAAGGACAAAUGCCUCUAAUGUGAAGAAAUGGAGUACUUCUUAACUAAAGAUUCUACUUGUAAGCCAUGUCCAGAGAAUUGCAAAAAGUGUUAAAGUUAAGAUCUAUGCAAUGUCUGCAAAAAUGGCUUAACUCUUUAUGAUUCGAAAUGUGUAACAGAUUGUCCUAAAGGGAAAUAUUUAGAUGAACAAACUUGCUCUGAUUGUUCGAUAGGAUGUUUGGAGUGCUCAUCUCUAGAAAAUUGCACAAAAUGCUAAGAUUCUUUAUUUUUAAGUAAAGAUGGCAUGAUUUGCAAAUCAGAAAUUGAUUCACCAAUCAACUAAAAUAUCAUUUUGAUGAUUGCUGUUCCUUUUAUUGCCAUUACUGUUGUAUUUAAUGCAAUUUUACUGAACGCGAUUAUUUAAUUCCUUUAUUGCAUAUCUACUCCUAUUAGAUGCUUAUUUUACUUUUAUGAAUAUGGAUGA